Messenger RNA from Trichobilharzia szidati, 714 nucleotides. NCBI's taxonomy places the organism in Eukaryota, Metazoa, Platyhelminthes, Trematoda, Strigeidida, Schistosomatidae. The record is from the annotation of a GenBank genome assembly.
AUGGAAGUUAAUAAGACUGAAAUAAUGAAUCAAUCAAUAAAAGAUGACAUGCAACAAUGUGCUGUUGAUUUAACAAUUGAAGCUAUGAAUAAGUAUUCUUCAUAUGAUGAAAUAGCUGGAUAUGUGGCGAAAAGCAUGACUACCAAGUAUCCUGGAAAUUGGCAUUGUAAAGUUGGGGUAUCAUUUGGAAGUAUGAAAUGGUUUAUUUCUUCUUUACUGCUUGGUUUGUUAUCACUGUGAUCUCUGAGCUGGAUGGUUUGGUUGAGGAGCUUUUUAGACAACAUCCUUAGUGCCAACUUCAACGUGAACUUCGAUGCAUGUGAUUUUGAAUUCUGUCUUCGGUAUUUUAUUGGAAAUUUGGCUAUUAUCCUGUACAAAUCGAAUUGAACAAUUUUGUAGGUAAAACUAUAAUCGUCAUUAACAUGAAAAAAACUACACACUCUAAGCAACACAUUGAGCAGUAAUCUGCUUCUAUAAUGUUUUAAAUGCAUUCAGUAUGUAAUUUCUAAAUGUUCUGUACACUUUUUAUAUGAGACAGCUGAGUGUAUUUUCAUAAACAUUUGAAAACAUUUUUACAAGCAUCUUCAUGACAGCUGAUAUUGUUGUUUAAAAAUAAAAAAAAUAAACAAAUUCAGAGGUCAACUUCUGAAAAUGAUCUUUGGAAUAUCUUAAGCCUUAUGUCGAAUGACACUAGAAUUCUCCAAUGAAGCCCAC